AUGCUCGUCGCCGGUGAACACCUCCGGCCGCCCUUUGAACUAACCACGCGUCAGGCAAUGGCUCGCAGGCUCCUCGCCGGCGAGAGGAUAACUAACUGGGGCGGUGCGGCAGGGCGGUGGUCCGCCGCCAGUGGUGGUCCGCCGCCGAGAAUCGACGCCGACGAGAAUGGGGCGGCGCGGAGGAGUUAUGCGAGAGGAAUUCGGCGAGACUUCUUGUCCACAACCUACUCGUCGAUCACUGCACCCCCAUCGGCGUUCAUCCAUCGGUCACGACAUCAACUCUCCUCUAUUCGGCCGCGCCAGAAGACAUUUCGACGACGUGGAACACGCCGGAGCUCUCUGGCGGCGUAUGGCCGCACCAGGCUGCGGCUUUGA
Molecule: messenger RNA, 375 nt
Organism: Striga asiatica
Lineage: Eukaryota; Viridiplantae; Streptophyta; Magnoliopsida; Lamiales; Orobanchaceae
Source: the annotation of a GenBank genome assembly